Anguilla rostrata (American eel) is the source of this 655-nucleotide messenger RNA. RefSeq names its product GTPase IMAP family member 4-like. The transcript is spliced from 3 exons. Lineage: Eukaryota; Metazoa; Chordata; Actinopteri; Anguilliformes; Anguillidae. The record is from RefSeq and is a predicted model, not a curated record. The coding region runs from base 116 to 655 and encodes 179 amino acids. Gene Ontology annotation, molecular function: GTP binding.
AUUCAGCACUGUGUUUGUGUUUAGCCUCAGAACAGACACUUCAUUGCUCAGGUAAGAACACCUGGCCUGUAGAGACACACUCAGAGCCAAGGCAUAGACACUGUGAGGAGAGAAAAUGGCAUCUUGCAAGCUCAGUAUGGACCCAGAAAAUGGAUUCCUCACGUCAGAUGAAGAAGAGGAAGAAUCUGCCUGCUGUAAGGCACAGAGUCAGUCAGCUCUGCGGAUUGUGCUCAUGGGGGUGAGGUGGGCAGGGAAAAGUUCAGCUGGAAACAUCAUUUUGGGCAGAGAGGAGUUUGACUCCAAGGUAGGCACUGUGCGUUGUGUGAGGAGACAGGGUGAAACAGCUGGAAGGCAGCUCGUUGUGGUGGACACAUCAGGCUGGGUGUGGCAUUCAGCCCAAGACACUGCAGCAAGAGUUGAGCAGGAAAUAGCCAGCAGUGUUUCACUAUGCCACCCUGGUCCGCAUGCUAUCCUCCUAGUUAUCCCCACAGGGUCACCGGGAAAAGGGUACAAGCAAGCAGUGAGGAAACACUUAGAGCUUCUUAGUGAGCGGGUCUGCAACCACACCAUCGUGCUGUUCACCCAGGGAGACACCACAGAUCAGCACAUCGAGAAGGGAGGGAAGAGCCUCCAGCUGCUCUUAGAAAAGUAUUGA